Molecule: messenger RNA, 2752 nt
Organism: Sycon ciliatum
Lineage: Eukaryota; Metazoa; Porifera; Calcarea; Leucosolenida; Sycettidae
Product: serine/threonine-protein phosphatase 6 regulatory ankyrin repeat subunit C-like
Exons: 1
Coding region: 118-2154 (678 amino acids)
Molecular function (GO): protein binding
Source: RefSeq, a predicted model, not a curated record
CUUUUAUUCCUUGCUUCUUCGUUCUCUUCCGCCUGUGCCUUUGGGCCAGUGGGAGUGGGUGUGGGUGAUAUCUGUACUUUAGCCUUUAACUUUUCGGGAGUCGUGCGGGGGAAGGACAUGGCUGAUGGUCAGUGCCUGCGACCCUUGCGGCCACUGUCGGGCUUACGCAGGGUGCUGCAGGAGCUGUCCCCGACAACUGCAAAUCCCCGGCCAGGGGCGCACUUGAGCAACGGCAAGCGACUGCCCAGCAAAGCCGAGCUGUUCGCCUUGGCCAGAACGGGCGAGGGCAGCGACCUGCUGUUGGCACUCAGCCUGGCCGCGUCGAGCUAUGCCGACCAGGACGCUCGCAGCCCUUCGCCGACGACCCUGUCGACAGUGUCAUCACCUCCGUUGCGGAAGUUGUUGAGCGGCGUUUUCAACGUCAGGCGCGCUCCGAUCGACGCCGAGCUGCACGUCGAUGCCAUUGCGGACGAAAAGGGGGAAACCCUUCUGCACGUCGCCUGUCAAUCCGGCCAGACGGAGGUAGCGCAAGUGCUUGUGCAGCUGGGCGCUGACUUGCGCGCGCGCUCCGCAGUGACGACAACGGCCCUUACGCAUUACAACACCAAACACAUGUGUCGUGACUCCGUGAGCAUGACGGCGAGCGGCAGCCAGAAAGAUCGCAGGCAUAGUAUUAGCUGCGGUGGUUACGUCAACAGCACAGGAACUGCUACGGAAAGUACCCCUAGCUGCAAUGUUGCCACGGGGCGUGACUUGCGAAGGACAAGCAGUGAGAAUGCAAGCGCUGGUGACCAAACACCACAGGGUCUUGUCAUUGAGCACGGUGGGCAGACGUCGUUGCACUUUGCCGCUAGGUCUGGGCAUGUCCAGCUGGUGCGAUGGAUAUUGCGGCAACGCCCACCCCCGGCGUGGAGUUCCGACGCGUGUGUCCACAGCCUCACGUAUGAUGAUUUGUUGAAUAGCAGAGCUGGCGACGGGUCCACACCGCUGCAUUGCUGCCUGGACUGGCGUGCCGAAGACCUCGUGGGCCCAUCGCAGGCGUCCGAGCGGCAACUGAGCACGCUCAAGGAGCUCCUGGCCGGCGGUGCGGAUCCAGACGCGGCCAGCGGCUCACGACGUCGCUGGUGCAGUGCGUUGGGCAGGCGCUCUCAGUGUCUUAAGUGGCGCCUGACCGCCGGCCUGACUCCGCUGCACUGCGCCGUGGAUCGCGGCGACGUGGUCGCCGUACACUGCCUGCUGACGACGGCCACGGGCUGCCAUGUCGACGCUCGAACGCGUUGCCACGGGAGCACGUGCGAUGCGGGACGCACGGCGCUUCACUUCGCCGCCGAGCAGCUGAACGUGGAGUGCGUCGCGGCGCUGCUCGACGCUGGCGCGGACCCAAACGCGCUGGACAUUCACCAAGCGUCGCCCCUGCACUGCGCACUUUCUCCGGCCCACGACCUGCUCGUCAACACGUUCGCGUCGUACAGCAGGCGUGCGGCGGCUCAUUGUGUCACCAGUGCCGAGUCUCUUCGCUGGCUCGAUGCCGACGAGUGCGAGGAUUUGGCCACGGCGAGGACGGCCGUCGUGCAGCUGCUUCUGGAAGCUGGAGCAAGUCGAUACACCAACGCGAGCUGCCGUGCGGCGCGGGACCCGUGCCUGGCCCAGCAUCACCGCGGUAGUACUGGGUACGCUGUACGUUCCCCUGGCUGCCCAAGCCUGUGCAACGGCGACGGCCACGGGGGAGAUUUUUGUGCGGUGUCUCCCGUCGACUUGGCCAUGGCUGACAGCUGCCUCGGCGGUCGGGAGGUGCUCAUGCUGCUCGGCAAGUGCUUUGCGCGGCCGCCGACUCUGGCAGUGCUGUGUAAGCGAGUGGCCAGGGCUCUACAGAGGCAGCAGUCUGUACGUCAUAGCCAGUGCCAACAAUGUAACCCAAAGCAGCAGCAGCAGCAACGACAGGAGGAACGGCAGGAGCAGCCAGAGAAGCAGCAGCAGCAGCAGCAACAACAACCAGAGCAAGGGCCUCAGCAACCAGAUGAUCGGCAGGAGCAACCAGAGGAGCGGCAGCAGCCAGGGAAACAGCAGCAGCAGUCAGAGGAACAGAAAACCGAGGAGCAGAAACCUGAGGAACAAAAACAAGAGGAGCAGAACCAGCAGCCAGUGGACCAGUGAGAGCAGCCAGAGGAGCAGCAGCACGAGCGGCCAACAGUGGCACCGGGGACAGCAACAGCAGGAUGGAUGCCAAUGGAAAGCUUGGCACCAGUGCCGAUGUCUCGGAGAUGAACACCACUACCCAUCACGAACGGCACGUACAUUUUCUAGUUGCACCCGUGCAGUUCGACCCAUACCUUCAGAUCCAUCUGUGGCUGUCUAACAACCAUGCCGCGUGGACCAGUAGGCAGUACUUCCAAUCAUGUGUUCUAGUGUUGGUGGACAGAGAAAAGAAACUGUUGAGCUGCUACAGGGAGGUUGGAAGGUAUCUUAGGGUGGCAAGGUCAUCUAUCUGAAUGACCCCCAAUAGCGCCCUCCCUGACAAUUUAGAGCCAAAAGCAUUACAUUUUUUAUUAAUUGGCCGGUUUCCUGGAAUAAAAGUGGCUUGGGUAUAAUAUUACCGUAGUGACUGUAGCAUGUCCGACGCCCUUGCAUUGACAGUGCUACUACUCUGUGACUGAGCGCUGCGGACUUCCUCCAUCUAUUUAUGUUAUAACUUAUCUUUGAGACACCGGCGGGUCUGCUAGCAGGAGUCUGGAGUCACAGUAGAUGUACGAAG